This is a messenger RNA of Westerdykella ornata, 1940 nucleotides long. RefSeq names its product TPT-domain-containing protein. The coding region runs from base 311 to 1516 and encodes 401 amino acids. Lineage: Eukaryota; Fungi; Ascomycota; Dothideomycetes; Pleosporales; Sporormiaceae. The record is from RefSeq and is a predicted model, not a curated record. Gene Ontology annotation, molecular function: antiporter activity. The transcript has 5 exons. Gene Ontology annotation, cellular component: trans-Golgi network; Golgi apparatus; endosome.
CCCUCCCCCCAAAGAUUUGCACACCACUACCACCACCACCACCACCACCAACCCUCUCUCCCGUGCCCGCUGUCAUACGGCGCAUCCGCUCCUUCGCUGUCUGACGCCGCCGUUUCUGUACUCCGUCAGCCCGUACGGAGGUAUUCAUCCCCGUUGACCUCCCGCAGUGCAUUCUGCGCCAUCUGGUCAGCCCGCUGACAUCCCGAUCCCACCAGCCAACUCAGUUGCUCCUUUGCACGCCUAGCAUCCCAACGGUGGCUUUCUGAAGAAAUACCUCUCCACCGACCUCUCUUUCGCGCUUCCUGUAGCCAUGUCUGACGAGAAGACUCGCUCCUCCGUCGAGGCCGCCCGCGACACCUCCGCCCCCGUCCUGCCAACCGUCAAUCCCAAUCUCCAGACGCCGCAAAAACCAUCAGACAAGCUACAUCCCGCUUUCUACGUCGCGGCCUGGAUAGGACUGAGUUCCAGUGUCAUUGUCUUCAACAAAUGGAUUUUGUCGUCGAGAAAGUUUGAGUUCCCCAUCUUCCUGACAACAUGGCACUUGCUUUUCGCAACCAUCGUUACCCAGCUCAUGGCGCGAUUCACCACCAUUCUCGACUCGAGGAAAAAGGUUCCCAUGACAGGUCGCGUCUACCUUCGCGCCAUCAUUCCCAUUGGCAUAUUCUUCAGUUUGAGCUUGAUCUGCGGUAACCAGACAUAUCUGUACUUGAGCGUCGCUUUCAUUCAGAUGUUGAAGGCUACAACUCCGGUCGCCGUUCUCCUCUCGAGUUGGUUCAUGGGCGUCAGCAAAGCUGAUAUGAAGACUCUUGCCAAUGUGUCCGUGAUCGUGAUCGGUGUCAUCAUUGCAUCGAUAGGCGAGAUCAAAUUCGUCAUGAUCGGCUUCCUCUUCCAGGUUGCCGGCAUCAUUUUCGAGGCUGUUCGCCUGGUCAUGGUGCAGCGCCUGUUGAGCUCUGACGAGUUCAAGAUGGAUCCCCUCGUGUCGCUUUACUACUAUGCGCCCGCCUGUGCCAUCAUCAACGGGGCCGUUUGGCUCUUCUACGAGAUGCCCCGCAUGGGCAUGGACGACAUCUACCGUGUUGGCUGUUUUAACCUGCUGCUCAACGCUCUGGUUGCCUUUAUGCUCAACGUCUCUGUGGUAUUCCUGAUUGGCCGGACCUCAUCUCUUGUACUCACCCUCUCGGGCGUCCUCAAGGAUAUCCUUCUCGUCUUCGCCUCCAUGAUCAUCUUCGGCGACCCCGUCACUCUUCUCCAGGCGUUCGGCUACGGCGUUGCUCUUGUGGGCCUCAUGUUCUACAAACUCGGCGCGCAGAAGAUGAAGGAACUGAUCGGUCAAGGCGGCAUGGCAUGGGCUGAGAUGGGCGCUGCCCGUCCUGUUACGCGGAAGCUACUCAUCUUCGCCCUUGUCGCAGUUACCCUCUUUGUUCUUCUUGGUGGUCUCGCUCCCAGGAUCGCCCCAGAAUCCACCAAGAAGCUCUAUGACGGCAUCGGCACCUAUGUUGCUGACAAGGCCAUAUGAUGAUGCAUCCUAUCUCCGGCACGUCGACCAUCGGCUAGUUCAGGGGUAUGCUGCAUACCACCAGAGAAGACGAAGCGCUCCAUUCUUCUUCGACAUAUUUGUUUUCUUACCGGUAUUGCUUCAGGUUUGGGAGUGGCAGGGCUAUUGUACAGCUGACGGCAUAGACAAACUUUCAUUUCCUCCGAGCGCUGUGUCUUCGUUCGGUGAUGUUAGAGGCUUUCAUCCAGUGCCCAGGCGAGUGUAGGGAUAGAUAUACAUUCCCAUUUUCCCAUCUCUUGACCUGCCUCGCAGUUGUAACGGAAAGCGGCGAAAACUUCGCAUUGGUAUUGUCAUAUAUACAGUCUUAGCGGAGUUGGACGACAUGUAAUGGGUAUAUACAGAACAGGUAUGUAAUGAUAAUAGAGAGGGAAUUGGGGUGCCAUUU